Messenger RNA from Athalia rosae (coleseed sawfly), 1727 nucleotides. RefSeq names its product zinc transporter ZIP1 (gene Zip88E). NCBI's taxonomy places the organism in Eukaryota, Metazoa, Arthropoda, Insecta, Hymenoptera, Athaliidae. The record is from RefSeq and is a predicted model, not a curated record. Gene Ontology annotation, molecular function: zinc ion transmembrane transporter activity. Bases 378 to 1568 code for a protein of 396 amino acids. Gene Ontology annotation, cellular component: plasma membrane. The transcript has 5 exons. Gene Ontology annotation, biological process: zinc ion transmembrane transport.
CUUCAUUCGAGAAACGAUACUACGCCUGUACGGGAAUAAAACAUAAUGGUAUUAAUAUAUUAUAGAUGAGACCGAAUUGGGAUAAACCGUUGCGAUGUUUUUUACCGUACAUCACUUCUCCGUAGACUUCCAGCCCUGUCUGAUCCACAUGACUUUUUAAUGUUCAGCUGCUUUGCCCCAGUAACUCGCGAACAGUAAAACGGUAUUUGGAGUGAUUAUCUAAACGUUGAGUGCAAAUUAUCAGAUUAGUUUACUUCUUGUCAGUUUCGCGCGAAUGUUUUCCGCGAUAAGUCGUGUAUGCACCGGUGAAUUUUAGAGAAAAGUGAAUAAGUGUCGAUCGUUAGUGGCCCUUUGCCAAUAACCUUUCGAUCGCCGCCAUGAAUUUGACGGUACUGGAGGCCAAGAUAGUGGCCAUGGUCAUAACAGGGGUGGGAAGUUUCAUCAUCGGAGUAUUUCCCGCUUGUUUUACCAAUCGAGGAGGAGAACGGAAGCUGCUCUUGUCCGCACUGUUGUGUUUCGGUGCUGGCGUCCUAUUAGCCACCUCUAUGUUGCACAUGCUGCCGGAAACGAGAGAAUCUCUUGCGAAUUAUUCCGAGCUCGUCUUCUGCGGUGGUUUUUUAUUGCUCUACAUGGUAGAUGAAAUAGUGCACCUCAUAUGGGGUAAGGUCAUCGAUCAACCACCGGAAUUACAUUUACACGAAUUCGGACCAGGCCACAAAAAUAGUCGCACACACAGUAACCGGAAUAGUAAUACUUCCGUGGUCCACGAAUUUGGGCAUUCUCACGCCUGUACAAAAAAAUUGAGUCACAGCCGUGGUGACACUUGUACCGCUCCUAGUUCGAUCGCCGCACCUCAUCUGGCUCCAAGUGCACCCCAUGAUAUUGAAGAAAAUUGCGAGCCAAACCUCAAGAGUAACAUCGAUUACCUGCAGCGACGUGGACAUCAAUACUACGGAAGUAUACCGGAUGUUCGAUCUUCGGCAUCGGAUGUACCAGCGCCUUGUUGCGACGAAGAAGGAACGUUACUUUGCCACGGAGCUCAUGCUGAACCUUGCAGUAAUACAAAUUCAGGUUUAGCAGGUCUUCUAAUGGCCUUGACGUUACACUCGAUUUUGGAAGGACUCGCCAUUGGUCUGCAAAAUGAAACCCCCAAGGUACUGAUCCUCGUAGCGGCGGUUGCAUCCCAUAAAUUAGUCGUAGGAUUUUGUCUUGGUGUCGAGCUUGCAGCAACUGCUGGUUCAUUUAUACGGCACUUACUUGCCAUCGUUGUAUUUGCCGGUGGUUCGGCAGCUGGAAUCGGAAUCGCGAUGAUGAUCAUACAGAUAAAAGAAAACUGGAUAGUGAAUAUCCUGUUGCCGGUUCUACAAGGCAUAGCUGGUGGAUCGCUGCUUUAUGUUACUGUCAGCGAAGUCUUACCGAGAGAAAGAGCCAGGUGGCACAGAACUACAAGACGUGUAGCAGGAAUCACACAGUUUCUCUCCGUCCUCUUUGGUUUUUCGUUCAUGUAUAUCCUCAGCAAGUACACAGAGGCAGCCCAUGCCGCGAGUAUUAAUCACGAAAAACCUUGAGAUUUGUUACUAACAAUAAGUGACAUGGAUGAAAUUUAAAUUACUCAACUGGAGGACAAUUUUGGUCGUGAAGAUUUAUUUUCUGAUAGUCGACCUCCAGCUAUUGUAUGAUAUAUUACAUAAUUUUUUACACUGUCGAAAAAUAAAAUACAAAAUAGA